GCCCGCGCCGCCUCCGCGGCUGCCCGUCCCCGCUGCCCGCUGCGGGUGCGUGCGUGAGUGGGCGCGCGGGGCUGGGCGCGCUCGGCCCCCGGCCUCCCGCCCGGCCCGCCGCCGCCUGCCCGUGCGCCCCUGCCCCGGCGCGCACCUCGCCCGUGCCCUUCACGCGCUCUUCGGCGCCGGUGCCCGCCGCCUCUUUCUCCACCAAGUGGGAAUGCUCCAACGGGACUGAUGGACGUGUCGGAACUCUGCAUCCCGGAUCCCCUGGGCUACCACAACCAGCUGCUCAGCAGGAUGCCCUCGGAUGACCGGCACCUGGGCUCCAGCUGUGGCUCCUUCAUCAAGACCGAACCGUCCAGCCCGUCCUCCGGCAUCGACGCCCUCAGCCACCACAGUCCCAGUGGCUCCUCCGACGCCAGCGGCGGCUUCGGCCUGGCCCUGGGCACCCACGGCGCCAACGGCCUGGACUCGCCACCCAUGUUCGCGGGCGCGGGGCUGGGCGCCACCCCGUGUCGCAAGGGCUACGAGGACUGUGCCAGCGGCAUGAUGGAGGACUCGGCCAUCAAGUGCGAGUACAUGCUGAACGCCAUCCCCAAGCGGCUCUGCCUGGUGUGCGGGGACAUCGCGUCCGGCUAUCACUACGGCGUGGCCUCCUGCGAGGCCUGCAAGGCCUUCUUCAAGCGGACCAUCCAAGGGAACAUUGAGUACAGCUGCCCGGCCACCAACGAGUGUGAGAUCACCAAACGGCGACGCAAGUCCUGUCAGGCCUGCCGCUUCAUGAAGUGCCUCAAAGUGGGCAUGCUCAAGGAAGGAGUGCGCCUGGACCGCGUGCGCGGGGGCCGCCAGAAGUACAAGCGCCGGCUGGACUCGGAGAGCAGCCCGUACCUGAGCCUGCAGAUCUCACCGCCCACUAAGAAGCCACUGACAAAGAUUGUGUCGUACCUGCUGGUGGCCGAGCCUGACAAGCUCUACGCCAUGCCUCCCCCCGGCAUGCCCGAGGGCGACAUCAAAGCCCUGACCACGCUGUGUGACCUGGCUGACCGGGAGCUGGUGGUCAUCAUUGGCUGGGCCAAGCACAUUCCUGGCUUCUCCAACCUCUCUCUGGGGGACCAGAUGAGCUUGCUGCAGAGUGCCUGGAUGGAGAUCCUCAUCCUGGGCAUCGUGUACCGCUCGCUGCCCUACGAUGACAAGCUGGUGUACGCGGAGGACUACAUCAUGGACGAGGAGCACUCCCGCCUGGCGGGGCUGCUGGAGCUCUACCGCGCCAUCCUGCAGCUGGUGCGCAGGUACAAGAAGCUCAAGGUGGAGAAGGAGGAGUUCGUGACGCUCAAGGCCCUGGCUCUGGCCAACUCCGAUUCCAUGUACAUCGAGGACCUGGAGGCGGUGCAGAAGCUGCAGGACCUGCUGCACGAGGCGCUGCAGGACUACGAGCUGAGCCAGCGCCACGAGGAGCCCCGGAGGACGGGCAAGCUGCUGCUGACGCUGCCCCUGCUGCGACAGACGGCCGCCAAGGCCGUGCAGCACUUCUACAGCGUCAAGCUGCAGGGCAAGGUGCCCAUGCACAAACUCUUCCUGGAGAUGCUCGAGGCCAAGGUCUGAGCGCGGCCAGCACCCUCCGCGUGGACACACGGCCACCAGCCUCGCUCACCCGCGCGUCCCCGAGAGGGGCUUUCCCGCCCCCGUCCCGCGCCCGCCCGCCGUGCGUGCGCGCUCGGACCCCGGGCUGCUAUGGGCGUGGGCGGGAGGCCAGGGGCGGGGCGCAGGGCGCGGGGGGCUCAGCGGACUGGCUUCUUCUCCGUGAGCAGGGCCUGGGCCAGGCUGACUCCCUCCCCGAGAUAGGAGAGCACCGAGGACCCCUCCCUCCCCUUCAGACCACCAGGACGCAGCAUGUACGUUUCCUCGCUCCUGUCCCUGACCCCCGACGACCCCCCGGCUUCUCCAUCCAUGGCCUGGGCGGGCGCUGGUCUGCUCAUGAUGCCAGAGGCUUGUCUUGGGGGUCCCCCGGCGGCUUUCCCGCCUUGUAGGAGGUUUGGGGGGGGGGACCCCUUAAUAAACCCUGCACCUUCAGAAGUCCAGAUCGCUGUUUUGAGGCCGGUUCAUUCACACGACGGUGGCUGCCCUGGGGGGCCCACUGCCUCUCUUCCCUUGGAAACCCACCCAGCCCCUACCUUGGGGUGCCCUCAGCAGUGGGGUCACCACCAGGAUGACUCGGGACCCCCACCUCUGGGUUCUGACUUCCCCUCUGGCUUCCAGCAACCUCAGGGCAGGUGGGGAGCAGGUACCCGUGGAAUGUGGAGAGGUGCGGGGGUGUCUCCCCUGGGGCACUAUCUGGGUCUCGGACAGCACCCAGGAGGGUUGGACCAGCAUGGACAGGGGUCCCACCAGCCCAUCUCGGCUGAACAUAGAAAGGCCCGGAAGUGGAGCUGGGAUAGCUGGGGACCCUGGACACCCAACCCCCUCCCUGAGAAUCACCUGUGCCUCUGGCACCGAGGAAGCAUGGUACAGGGUGAAGAGGUAGGCGGUCCUGGUACUGUGUGGGGUGACCAGCAGCCACGGCUGGGGUGUGUGGGCUACAUGCCAGGGCCCAUGAUAUGGGAAGCCACUAUCCCAGGCAAAAAGGAGUGUCUGGGCUCUAGGUCUCUGGGGGUGUUGUUGAGAGCCGUCUUGGAGCCCACGUGACUGCUGGGUGAGGGCUGAGGGGAACCCCCCUUGCUAGUAGCUCCCCUCUAAAGCAGGGGUCCCUGGGGGCCCAUUGUCUUCUGACCACCCUCCCUUCCUGUCACCCAGACAGGCAGCCUCUGGUCAUGGGCCAUUAGGAGGCCACACACCUCCCCUCCAGUCUCCUGGUUUUUGUCCUGGGAAAGGACCAUUCCUGGUGGGUGGACCAGCUGGGGUGCACCCGAGUCACUGGACAGAGGGUGGGUCUGGGGUCCUCACAGAGCAACUGCCCGGCAUCUGAGCACCCCCCCUCCCUCUAGCCCUUGGGGAUGGAGGCAAAGGUCCCCAGCCCAGUUUCCCGUUGUCCCAGGGGCCAGGCGCUGAGAUCUGUCUUGCUUAGAGAACUGGGGUUUGCUUGGUGGGUUACUCACAUGCUCUCCCCCCCCCCCCGUCCCCGCAAACAUACACACACAUGACUCAUCACAUGCUUGAGGUGGAGCCGGGCUGGCCUCACUGCUGGAGACCUUGGUACUGUGCGCCUUGGCUACCCUCUUAACUCGGAAGGGGGUGCAAGCUGGUGGCUGGGGGCUGUCCGUGGGCCAGUGUGAGUAGCUCUUCCUGUCUGUGACCCGGGUCACUUGGAACCAGCCAUGUACAGGCGGUGUGUCCAGCCAGGCCCAGGUGGCUUGUGGUCGAGGGCAGGUAGGGGAGGUAACAUGGCCAGGGCGAAGGGGUUGGCAGGCAUAGCUGUGACCAGAACACCUCAGCAACUCGGGACUCCCUUGGGAGGGCUGCGGGGGUGGGGGAAGGGGAGGGUGCUGGAGAAUUCUGGGUGCAUUGGAUGCUCAGAAAGUUUAGGAACCAGAGUUCUUGUUGGAAGCUUCCCUAGUUUGGGGACCUCCUAUCAGAAGGGGAAGCUUGAGUUAACAGAAUUUAUGGUCCCCCUCUGUAAACAGAAGGGAACUUGAGUUUGCCUCCAGAACUGCUGUUCCUGCAAUGCGUCAAUGGGAAAUAAAUAGCCUGGCUCAGCUGUACUGGGUUCAGGUCCCCAACGGGAGCCAAGAAAUGACAAUGGAAGACUCCAGCCAAUAGGCCAGGUGGUCCUGGCAGCUCCAGACACGGGCUGGGUAGUCCUGGCUGGGUCCCCACCUCUCCAAGGCUUGGCAGAAACUUUCAGACUGGUGGUGUCACCUGUGAACCACGACGGGGGUGGGGAGGGGCUUCGGGUGUGAAUCUUGGGGAAACGUCCUUUUCAGACGGGAGCGGGACGAGGGAGGGGAAGCCAGCUUCCGUGGCCGUUGGGUUGGGGUCGCACUUCCUUCUGGGCUCCUGGGGUGGGGGUGGGGGGAGGGGGCAGUGCCACACCUGUGCCAAGACCACAGGGCCCAUGCGCGGACAGCACCAAAGAAGACGCGACGCGGGAAGAUUGUUUUAUUUUCGGAAAAUGAGUCUAUGGCUGGAAUGGCUUCUGCAGAUGUAUAUAUUUUUGAAAGUGGUGGUUCCUCUUGCAUCACUCCCCUUCCCCCCCACCCCCAACUGGACUUCUUUCUGCCUCUGUCUGUGCUCUCCAAAGACCCCCGUGUAAAUCACAUGCCCCGGGCUUCUUCCGUCCUGGUCCCUUGUAUCUAAUCUAAUAAAUACGGAACGGCCUG
Molecule: messenger RNA, 4307 nt
Organism: Sorex araneus (European shrew)
Lineage: Eukaryota; Metazoa; Chordata; Mammalia; Eulipotyphla; Soricidae
Gene: ESRRB
Product: estrogen related receptor beta
Exons: 7
Coding region: 229-1596 (455 amino acids)
Biological process (GO): regulation of DNA-templated transcription
Cellular component (GO): nucleus
Molecular function (GO): steroid binding; zinc ion binding; nuclear steroid receptor activity
Source: RefSeq, a predicted model, not a curated record